Aspergillus pseudoviridinutans is the source of this 1098-nucleotide messenger RNA. RefSeq lists its product as uncharacterized. Gene Ontology annotation, molecular function: protein binding. The record is from RefSeq and is a predicted model, not a curated record. The transcript has a single exon. Bases 1 to 1098 code for a protein of 365 amino acids. NCBI's taxonomy places the organism in Eukaryota, Fungi, Ascomycota, Eurotiomycetes, Eurotiales, Aspergillaceae.
AUGGUAGAGGGGAAAACGCUUGCUGAAGAGGAUCCUGAUCGACUGGCAUCUCAGCAUGAGCUCGCGCGUGCAUAUGAAGCAAAUGGGCAGAUCAUGCAGGCAGUGGACCUACUUGAGCAUGUGGUUAAAAUGAAAGAAAGAACCCUUGCUGAAGAGCACCCAUCUCAACUAGCAUCUCAGCAUGCCCUCGCGCAUGCAUAUAAAGCCAAUGGGCAGAUUAUGCAGGCAGUGGACCUACUUAAGCAUAUAGUUAUAGUGCGGGAGAGGACUCUUACUGAAGAGCACCCUGAUCGACUGACCUCUCAGCAUGAGCUUGCUAGUGCAUAUCAGGCCAAUGGGCAGAUUACACAGGCAGUGGAGCUACUUGAGCAUGUGGUUAUGGUAGAGGGGAGAGUCUUUGCCAAAGAGCACCCAUCUCGACUAGCAUCUCAGUGUGCACUUGCUGGUGCAUAUCAAGCAAAUGGGCAGAUCACGCAGGCAGUGGAGUUCCUUGAGCAUGUUGUCGCACUGGGGGUUAGAACCCUUGCUGAAGAACACCCAUCCCAACUGGCAUUUCAGCAUGCACUCGCGCGUGCAUAUCAAGCAAAUGGGCAGACCACGCAGGCAGUGGAGCUACUUGAGCAUGUGGUUAUGGUAGAGGGGAGAACCCUUGCUGAAGAGCACCCCUCUCGACUAGUAUCUCAGCAUGAGCUUGCUAGUGCAUAUCAAGCCAAUGGGCAGACCACACAGGCAGUGGAGCUACUUGAGCAUGUGGUUAUGGUAGAGGGGAGCCUUGCUAAAGAGCACCCAUCUCGACUAGCAUCUCAGCAUGCACUUGCUAGUGCAUAUCAAGCCAAUGGGCAGAUUCAACAGGCAGUAGAGCUAUUUGAGUAUGUGGUUAUGGUGCAGGAGAGGACACUUGCCAAAGAGCACCCCUCUCAACUAGCAUCUCAGCAUGCACUUGCUAGUGCAUAUCAAGCAAAUGGGCAGAUCAAACAGGCUGUGAAGCUACUUGAGCAUGUGGUCAUGGUAGAGGGGAGAACCCUUGCUGAUGAUCAUCCCUCUCGACUGGCGUCCCAGCGCGCACUCGCACAGCUGCUCCUGCAGAUGUCUCCGUGA